AUGGAAUUGGAUUUGGACUUGCUGCGGAGAGAGAUGGAAGCCGAUCCGUAUCAAACCACUCGCGAACUGACAGUCGCUCUUGGGCAUUACAUGGACUACCGCGCUGAUACGGCACUUUCUCUCCUCACGCUCAAGCGCACCCACACUUGGCUUGAGCGCAUAGCCACCGGGGAUGAGAAGUGGAUUUCCUACUCUAACAUUCACCGGCGUGCCCAAUGGGUUGGCAAAGGUACGGAUGCAGAUGUCCCUAAAAUCAACGUACACGUUAAAAAGCGCCUCAAGCUCGGAAACAAGAAUCUCGAAGACGGGCCUUGCUCUGGUCGACCGACUGCAAUAUCGUUCGACGAACUGAAGAAUCUGGCGGAGCAGCAUCCAUAUGAAGGUGUGCGGUAUUUUGCUGCCAGUCUUGGCUGUUCGCUGUCCACCGUGAGCAAGGGGCUGCGAUCUCUUGCAAUAGUGAAAAAGCUCGGUCAGUGGCUCCCACAUGCAUUGAGCGGCGGCAACACUGGAGAUCAAAAAUGGGUUCUCUACCUCAGCCACACCCACAAACGUGCGUGGUGUGCUGGCGAUGAAAUGCCGGAUCUUUUGUGA
This is a messenger RNA of Necator americanus (New World hookworm), 591 nucleotides long. RefSeq lists its product as uncharacterized. Gene Ontology annotation, biological process: DNA double-strand break processing; double-strand break repair via nonhomologous end joining; replication fork processing. Lineage: Eukaryota; Metazoa; Nematoda; Chromadorea; Rhabditida; Ancylostomatidae. Gene Ontology annotation, molecular function: histone H3K4 methyltransferase activity; single-stranded DNA endonuclease activity; double-stranded DNA binding. The coding region runs from base 1 to 591 and encodes 196 amino acids. Gene Ontology annotation, cellular component: nucleus; condensed chromosome; site of double-strand break. The transcript is spliced from 3 exons. The record is from RefSeq and is a predicted model, not a curated record.